Molecule: messenger RNA, 884 nt
Organism: Phyllostomus discolor (pale spear-nosed bat)
Lineage: Eukaryota; Metazoa; Chordata; Mammalia; Chiroptera; Phyllostomidae
Gene: RWDD3
Product: RWD domain containing 3
Exons: 4
Coding region: 28-834 (268 amino acids)
Biological process (GO): positive regulation of protein sumoylation; positive regulation of hypoxia-inducible factor-1alpha signaling pathway
Molecular function (GO): protein binding
Source: RefSeq, a predicted model, not a curated record
GGGGCGGUGCGGAGCCGGGCCGCGCUGAUGGCGGAGCCGGUGGAGGAGGAGCUGGGGGCGCUGGCUGCGAUCUUCUGCGGGCCCGGCGAGUGGGAGGUGCUCAGCCGCUCAGAGGCCGACAGCGCCGUGCUCAGGAUUCUCACGGAAGCCAAGGGGCCGGCGGGGGACGCGGCCGUGCCCCUGGAGUUGGUGUUCCACCUACCGGCCGGCUACCCCUCGUGCGCGCCCGGCGUCUCCGUGGGCUCCGAGCGCCUGACCCGGGCCCAGCGCGCGGCCGUGAGGGAGCAGCUGCUGGAGCGAGCGCGGAGCCUCCCGGCGGAGCCGAUGGUGCACCAGCUGGUGCUGUGGGCGCAGCAGCACCUCGGGCGCAUCCUCGCCCAGGCGGGCCCGGAUGCUGGCCCUGGCCCGCGUCCUUCCGCCGCGAGCACGACCGGGGACGAGGGGCUGUGGAUGGCUCUGCUGCGCCUGGACCACAUGCGAGCGAGGGCCAGAUACGUGAAGGCCGUGCGGCAGUGGGCAUCCGACCUGGGGCUGACCGGGAGGCUCAUGUUCCUGGGCAGGGCCAUCCUGCUGCUCCUGCAGGGGCGCAGGGACGACAUCAAGGAGUACCUGGUGCUGCAGAAAACCUGCCGAGUGGACGUGGACGCGAGCGGGAAGAAGUGCCGGGAGAAAAUGCUCAGCGUGCUGUUCGAGAGCCAGAUGCAGCCGGAACACGCGAGGUUCCCGGUGUUCGAGGUCAGGGAGUACGCGGGCGCGGACGAGCUGCGGGGGGAGUUCGAGGCCGCCGGACUCCAGGCGCUGUUCGCGGAGGUGGUGCUCGGGCUGCUGAAGUGAAGCGCAGACGGCGCGUUUCCGGGAAACGGCGCUGUUCUUGUUUGCUGCUG